This is a messenger RNA of Panicum virgatum (switchgrass), 988 nucleotides long. RefSeq names its product protein HVA22-like. The coding region runs from base 270 to 656 and encodes 128 amino acids. NCBI's taxonomy places the organism in Eukaryota, Viridiplantae, Streptophyta, Magnoliopsida, Poales, Poaceae. The transcript is spliced from 5 exons. The record is from RefSeq and is a predicted model, not a curated record.
GGCUCCAAGUGAUCCCUGGACGCCACGUCCAAGCCAAGCACCCGAUGCCGUCGCCACCUGCCGCUCUUGUGCGCUGCGUAUAAAGCCAAGCGAGAGCCUAUACCCGGCUACCCCCUCCGCGCCCCCACUGAAUCUCCGCUGUCCCAUCCGCGAAGAAACAGCCUCCCCUUGCCGGCGACUGGUAGUUUGGACAUUGGAGGUCGAGGAGCCGAGCUGAGCUGUGUGCCGUGGAGUUCGGUCGGUCGACUGAUCCCAAGGAGAAAUCAGAAAUGGGCAAGGCGUGGGCGCUCAUCACCCACCUCCACACCGCCGCCGGGCCGAGCAUCACCCUGCUGUACCCACUGUACGCGUCGGUGUGCGCGAUGGAGAGCCCGACCAAGGUGGACGACGAGCAGUGGCCCUCGUACUGGAUCAUCUACUCCUUCGUCACCCUGCUCGAGAUGGUCGCCGAGCCCGUCCUCUACUGGAUACCCAUCUGGUACCCGGUGAAGCUGCUGUUCGUGGCGUGGCUGGUGCUGCCGCAGUUCAAGGGCGCCUCCUUCAUCUACGAGAAGCUCGUCAGGGACCAGCUCAGGAAGUACCGCGCCAGGCACCUCCGCAUGGGCGCCGCCGCCGCCGACGACGAUCAGAAGGUGCACAUAGCCAGGGUAGGCUGAACACGACCAUGACCAUGUGCAGUGAAGCUGACGGGAUCCGGCUGAGACCAGCAACGACUUCUCUGUAGAUUGAAGGUGUUCAUGUGUGUCCUAGAUAUCCCUGCCUCUCUGGAGGACCAGGACACUACUUCGGCUUCAUCAUCAUCAUGUAUCUGAACUCUGGAAUGUGUAUGUAACCCCGUCGUUGCAAGAACUGCUUCUGCAGUGAGAACGACAAAAGAGAUGUUUUCUGCACGCACCUCAUCACCCUGAGUUAUUUCUUGGCGAGUAUAUGUUGUUUCGCCUCGUAUAAGAACAGUUGGGAGAGAUAAUAGCACAACAUCCAUUAUCCA